GGGGAGCGCGGUUGCCGUGGAAACCGCAGCCAUGGCGGCCCCGGGGCGGGUGUGCAGCGUCUCUCAGCGCUUGGAACGGGCGCUUUCAACUGAGUCGUUCAUCACCGCCAGGACGCCAGGGCCCGUCGUGUCUCCCGUGUCCCUGGAUCUGCGCGUCUCGCCGGGACAGGUUGCGGAGCUGCCCGGCAAGAACCUGUGGGAGCAGAUCUGCGAAGAGUAUGAAGCUGAGCUGCCUCCCUUUCCAGAAGGAUAUAAAGUCAAACAAGAAGCUGUGGUUACUGCAUCACCAUCAGAGGCAAGGGUUUUCUGCGGCUUCAACACGGAACACCUUUACCCAGCUGCUCCUUUAGCCGUGGUCCCACAAGUGUCCUGUCCUCAAGCUAAACGGGAAACAAUCGACCCAGAAACAUGUUCCCCCAAAGAAUAUUUGGAAACAUUCAUCUUUCCAGUUCUGCUUCCCGGAAUGGCUAGCCUGCUUCACCAAGCAAAGAAAGAAAAAUGUUUUGAGAGGAAAAGAACCAAAUUCAUUGCCUGUGAUUUUCUGACCGAAUGGUUAUACAAUCAAAAUCCAAAGAGGAUAGGGGAGACAUUCACAGAAUUCUUCUCCAUUCCAUUUGUGGAAGAGUGGCUGAAACUGCACCCACGGCCGGCGAUCCCACUCUCCCUCCUGCUGACAGAAUCGGCAGCAGCGCUCUGCAUUCAGUCCUUCUGGAGAGCCUAUCUGGUUCGCUGUGAUCCUGAGAUUCAAGAAUUGCGUCAGUGGCAGAAGAAACUGCGUGAGGACAAGCACAUCCGCCAGCGAGUCAAAAUUUUCUGGGCCAAGCAAGAGCAGAAAGGGGAGGAAACUGUCUCAGAGGUUAGGUCACUUGGUUUUGGUCAACAGCUGCUAAAGAGCAGAGCUGAGGACAUUUACAACUUUCCACAACAUCGUACUGCCUUGCUGUUCUCACACCCUUCCUUUCCACCAGUCCAUGAAUGGGUAGGCUGUGGGAGAGGUCUGGAAUCCAUGCUCUCAAAAGUGCAACAGAAGUUCAAUGCAGAAACGAAGGCCACACCAUAAAAAGCAAUGAAGGACUGAUACAUGCUCGAACGUGGACGAACCUUGAAAACUGAAAAACUUGAAAGCUUGCUAAGUGCAAGAAGACAGACACAAAAGACCACAUAUUGUAUGAUUCCAUUUAUGUGAAGUGUCCCCAAUAGGAAAGUCUAUAGAGAUAGAAAGUAGAUUAGUGCUUGCCUAGGGCCAGGAGGCUGAGGGAAUGGUGGUGAUAGCUAAAAGGUAUGGGGAUUCUUUGGGCGAUAAUGAAGAUGUUGUAAAAUUGAUCGUGGUGACGGUUGAACCUGUCUGUGAAUAUACUAAAAACCAUUGAAUUGCAUACUUUAAAUGAGUGAAUUGUAUGGUAUGUGAUUUAUAUUUUCAUAAAUCUGUUACAUAAAAUAAAAAUGAAGGCACAGACUACCUCACAUCCAUAAAGAUGGAUACUAUCAAAAAAUAGAAAAUAACAAGUAUUGGUGAGGAUGUGGAAGAAUUGGACCCAUUAUGCAUUGUUAGUGGGAAUGUAAAAUGAUGCAGAUAAAGCGGUUCCUUAAUAAAUUUUUAUUGGAAUUACCAUAUGAUCCAGCAAUCCCACUUUGGGGUAAAUACAAGAAAGAGAGCAGAGACUCAAUGAGAUGUUUGUAUACAUAUGUUAAUGGUAGCAUUAUUCAUGGUAGCCAAAAGGUAGAAGUAACCCAAGUGUCUAUCAGUGGAUGAAUAGAUAAGAAA
Molecule: messenger RNA, 1765 nt
Organism: Delphinapterus leucas (beluga whale)
Lineage: Eukaryota; Metazoa; Chordata; Mammalia; Artiodactyla; Monodontidae
Source: RefSeq, a predicted model, not a curated record